AUGUCAGGUAGUAAACAUAUACUCCGUAAUGCCCGCCCAACUCGUCUCGAAAUUCCUUCCAAUUCCCAUACCCCUUCUUCCUCAGCUCCUUCAUCCCUUUCACCACUUAUCGUCCCUGCUCAAAAUUCUUCGAGUAGUUCUAGUGCGACGCAACAGCAACAGCGCUUGACUACUGAACUUAUCACGGCUAUGGGAAAACCAAACCAUCAGCCACCAGCUGAAGAAAACGGAAGUCUUUUUCAAAACGAAACCAUUAAAAGCGUAUCCGUUCCAGACGGUGAGGAUUCAGUGGAAAUAAAUCCUGAACACUUUAUAGAGCUGGUUAGAUUGGGUGAGGGCGCCGGUGGUACAGUGACUAAAGUAAAACAUAUUGGAGACGGACGCAUAAUGGCAAAAAAGAAAAUUAAUGUUGACCCAGAGCCAAAUAUACAUAGGCAAAUUCUUCGUGAACUUCAAUUUCUUCGAACAUGUCAUUCACCAAAUAUCGUGGCAUAUUUUGGAGCUUCAUUAGAAGAUAGCAAUUCAUCGAUCGCGAUUUACAUGGAAUAUUGUGAGGGUGGUAGUUUAGAUGCCAUUUACAAAAAUGUGAGCAAAAGAGAAGGAAGGAUCGGAGAAGUAAUUCUUGGGAAAAUUGGCGAAUCAGUUCUUAAAGGAUUGGUAUACCUCUAUAGCAAACAAAUCAUUCAUAGAGAUAUAAAACCGUCGAAUAUCUUAGUGACCAGGAGGGGAGAAAUAAAAAUUUGCGAUUUUGGAGUCUCUGGUAAACUAGUCGCAUCAAUGGCAGAAACUUUUUUGGGGACUAGUUAUUAUAUGGCCCCUGAACGAAUUCGAGGUUUGCCAUAUAAGGUAUCUGCUGACGUAUGGUCUUUGGGAUUAACGAUAAUGGAAGUUGCAGAAAAUAAAUUUCCGUUUCCUUCUGUAUUGUCCCCGAUCGAAUUAAUUACGCAUAUUGCGAACAUGCCUGCUCCCACACUUAGUGCAGAGUGUGAAUGGAGUGAAGAACUUAAAGAUUUCUUAAAAAUUUGUUUGGAAAAGAAUGGAGAGUUACGCCCUACACCUAAACAAAUGCUUGAUCAUCCAUUUAUCCAAUUGUCAUUACAAAGACGUGUGAAUUUGAAGUUAUGGAUUAAACAGGUUUGGGAAUGGGAUGAAUGA
Molecule: messenger RNA, 1155 nt
Organism: Funneliformis caledonium
Lineage: Eukaryota; Fungi; Glomeromycota; Glomeromycetes; Glomerales; Glomeraceae
Source: the annotation of a GenBank genome assembly